Molecule: messenger RNA, 1054 nt
Organism: Chelmon rostratus (copperband butterflyfish)
Lineage: Eukaryota; Metazoa; Chordata; Actinopteri; Chaetodontiformes; Chaetodontidae
Gene: cldn15lb
Product: claudin 15-like b
Exons: 5
Coding region: 1-675 (224 amino acids)
Biological process (GO): bicellular tight junction assembly; cell adhesion
Cellular component (GO): bicellular tight junction; plasma membrane
Molecular function (GO): structural molecule activity
Source: RefSeq, a predicted model, not a curated record
AUGGCGGUGGGCCUGCAGGUUGUGGGUCUGCUACUGGGCGUGGUGUCCUGGUGUCUGCAGUCCAGCUGCACCUCCUCUCAGGUGUGGAAGGUGAGGAGUCAGAUGGAGUCGGUGAGCAGCGGUCAGUGGCAGUUUGAAGGCUUGUGGAUGAGCUGUGCCGCCACCUCGCUGGGGUCCGUCCAGUGCAGCAGGUUCAAGACGGUGCUGGGACUGCCAGCUCACCUGCAGGCCUGCAGGGCUCUGAUGAUCUUGUCUCUGCUGGUCGGUCUGGCCUCCAUCGCCGUCUCUGUGCUCGGACUCAAGUGCACCAAGAUCGGCAGGACGUCGGAGCACGUCAAAGAUCAGAUCGCCCUGGCCGGAGGGAUCAUGUUCAUCCUGUCCGGUGUCUUCACUCUGACAGCUGUCUCCUGGUACGCAGCCAGAGUCAUCCACGACUUCUACGACCCGCUGUAUGGAGGCGUCAGGUUCGAGCUGGGUACUGGUCUGUAUCUGGGCUGGGCGGCCUCCGGUCUGGCCAUCCUGGGGGGAUCAAUGCUCUGCUGCUCCUGCAGGAGGACCUCCUCCACCCCCCCUGCAAGGCAGUUUUCAUACAACUUCUCCUCCACGAGUCAAGGGCAGAACAUCUACAGAGCGGCUCCGGCCUCGGACGGCAGCAGCUCCAAGGCUUACGUCUGACCGCCUCGGACGCCGCCGCUUCCCGCCUGACAGGUCGCCGAGGCCCGAGCACAACAUCACAAGCUAAUUCAGGAUCGUGUUGGAUUUUAAAGGUGCAAUACGGAAGAAUUUUAGUUUCAAGGUUACAAAGUUGACUAAAAUUCUCAUCAAAACUGAGGAAAAAACUGCUGUCAAAGACUUCUGUGUAUUGUGUUGCAGAGAUAUCCGCUGAAGCUAGCAUGCUAGCCAGCUAGCUGCAGCCCGUCCUGUCUCGUGACACUUCUAGAAGCUAAGAAGAUAAAUGCGAGCUGCGAGUUUAUCAAGUUUCCUCAUCUCUCUAAGCUUUUUUUAGUCGAAUGAACAAACAAAAUAAAAUCCUAGAAUGUGAAGAAAGGAAAUA